Molecule: messenger RNA, 1460 nt
Organism: Penicilliopsis zonata CBS 506.65
Lineage: Eukaryota; Fungi; Ascomycota; Eurotiomycetes; Eurotiales; Aspergillaceae
Exons: 2
Coding region: 264-1211 (315 amino acids)
Source: RefSeq, a predicted model, not a curated record
UGCCCUGUUCACUCAUUUGUGGGCCUCUUGAUUGAAUUUUCUUUCUAAGAUCUGUUUCUAUAAUCCUUUUCUUAAGUAUUUCCCUUUCAACUGACCGCUAUUUGCUGGUUUUGAUGGAGGUUUGAUCUGCUUAGACCUUCUGGUCUCAAAGAGUUAACACCUCACAUUGGAAUUGUAACUGGUCAAACAAAAGCAAAACCUAUUUUGGGGGAUACCUAGGUUUUCUAUCGGACCACUCCUGGAUCACUUCUUUGACUGGCCUCAUGUCUUAUAAAGGGCAGCCUGGUAUCUCUGUCAUGAUUAAUCCUCCUACCGUCAACAUCACUCUCUACAGCCCUCUGGAUGAGGAUUCUCCUUCUCUUCAAGACAAAUCAACCUUUCCCGAAGACGAGAACAGUGAAGAAGGACAUAGCGCCAGAAUGGAUACAGAGGAGGAGGAGGAUACUGCCGCCUGGAAUGCCUUGCCGGGAUGUCUUCUGUCUGACAACGAGGUAAUCGAAGAAGAAGACCGUAUUCUGGCCUGUGUGUCUCCCGAACUACGCGAACCUCUACUUCGGUUUAUCUCUUCCCACCCGUUCAUCUCCGACUGCGAGGCAGGUCUCCCUGUGACGUUAGCUGCACGGGACGGCUUCAAGGCAGAUGUUCGCAGGAAAGCUAUCGCAGCAGGCAUGAAACGCAAAAGCAAUAUUACAGACCUGCUAGUGUACGUUACCAAGAUCUACGUCGAUGUCGUCCCUGUCUUGGUGGAAAUGCAAACGGGCAAGAAGCGGAAGCGUGUCAAGGAGAAACGGGCGAAAAAGUCACAACGGUUGAAGGAGAAUCCACCCGAAAGCCCCCUACAAUCGGAUAAUUCUCCUCUACCGACUCCUGAUGAAUCCGUGGGUGAUGAUCUCGACGGGGGAUUCGAAGCAUCUGGAUCGGAUCCCGGGCAAGAAGGAGAUACCCAUGAUAGCAUCUUCUCGACUCGUCUCCCGGAGGAUCAGCAGACAGAUGUCUCUGUUGAUGUCGCGAAUCAGCCGCCAGCCAUACCACGCUCCUCCGGUUACGUGCCUGACGACCAGCUAACGGAGCGCCAGCUGAUCAGAAAAGAGAGUAACCGCCGCAAGAGAAGGAGCCGGAAGCUGCGGAGAGCCCUUCGGAAUCGUAUGAAUCAAAUCAAGGCGGACGAUGAAGGAACGGGGAUUCCCGAAUCUGAACAGGAGGAUUUUUGAUAACCGGUGAUUUGCACGGCGUCGUCGCCGGCGAGGAGGUGAAGUCAAAAUACUUUUGCGCCACACGAGUUCUCGAACCCGUUCCCGAACAGAAAACAACAACACAUCAAGAAGUCUCCAUACCCAACACUUUCCUACACGAUGUCGGUUCUCCCGAUAGCGAUUUGAGCGACGUUCCCGACGACUACGAAGACAACCGCCCGGCAUACUGGACGCCUCCCGGGACGCCUCCACCGACGAAGAAGAUAA